GCAGUGAGCGCGUCUGGGCUACACGUGAGUGUGUGAAAACAAGAGUGUAAAAGACAUUUCUGCCGUUUGCGUCUGUGUUUGGGCGCAGCGGAGGCCGGCAGGAUGCUGUAUCUGAUCGGUCUGGGGCUCGGCGACGCCGCCGACAUCACGGUGAAGGGUCUGCAGGCGGUGAAGAGCUGCUCCCGGGUCUACCUGGAGGCCUACACCUCCAUUCUCACCGUGGGCAAAGAGGCGCUGGAGGACUUCUACGGGAAGCCGCUGAUCCUGGCCGACCGCGACCUGGUGGAGCAGGGUGCCGACGAGAUCCUGAAGGACGCGGAUGUGACCGACGUGGCGUUCCUGGUGGUGGGGGACCCGUUUGGAGCCACCACUCACAGCGACCUGGUCCUGAGAGCAGUGAAUGCUGGGAUACCGUACAAAGUCAUUCACAAUGCCUCCAUCAUGAAUGCCGUGGGAUGCUGUGGUCUGCAGCUGUACAACUUUGGGGAGACGGUGUCCUUUGUGUUUUGGACGGAGACGUGGAGACCUGAAAGUUUCUAUGACAAAAUCUGUAAGAACAGAACAGCUGGACUGCACACACUCUGUCUGCUGGACAUUAAGGUGAAAGAACAGAGCGUGGAGAACAUGAUGAGAGGGAGGAAGAUCUACGAGCCGCCACGCUUCAUGACAGUCCAGCAGGCCGCAGACCAGCUGAUCCAGAUCGUCCAGAGGAGGAGGGGCGAGGGGGAGGAGCUGGGUGUGACGGAGGACACGGUCUGCGUGGGCGUGGCCCGGCUGGGCGCCGACGACCAGGCGGUCCGCGUGGGGACGCUCCGUCAGCUGGUGUCCUGCGACCUGGGAGCGCCGCUCCACUCGAUGGUGGUCACGGGGAGACUCCACCCGCUGGAGGUGGACAUGCUGCGAAUAAACGCCGAGCCCGACGCGCUGAAGAACCUGCAGGCGAUCGACAGCUCCACCUACACCUCCUAGCGCACACGCAGACCCGGACCAGUACCAGGACCGUCCUGAACUGUGAAGCCAUGUUCUGAUCUAACGGACCAGCAGGUGUGCGCACGUCUGCCUUGAAUGUGACCGAGUCGCAGGUCUGGAGGCGAAGCUUCGAGGAGGAUUCGGUUGGUCCACAUUUCAUCAGAGACAUUCAAGACGCUACAGCAAACCCUGGCCCGCCGGUCCGUCAGUGUUUCCAUUAAAGAAUGAAUCCUGAGAAGCUGAACAUCAUUAGAAACUGCACAACAACCGAACCAUGCGGCUCUGAAGUUAUUUGAGAAAAGGACCUUAAAGAACUAAAGCCAGAACCAGAAUAUUUACGAUGGAAUCCACACCGUCUCAUGAAGGAGUUUUAAUGAGGCGUCAUUACAUCAAAACAACUUCACACACGGUUUCCUUUCCUACUUUGAGAUGACUCUGGUGAUCUCCGGACCCGACGUCGGCUUUCUACUUUUAAAUCCCUGAAACUAUUUAAAUACAGAGGCUGAAGUGACGUCAACGCCAAAGUCUUCCUCACAAAAGCCACGACGACAUUUCCCACUAUUGCUCGUCUUUCUUUGUGAGGACCAUUAUGUCUCUGGCAAAUAGACUCUAUAAUAAAAGA
Molecule: messenger RNA, 1591 nt
Organism: Salarias fasciatus (jewelled blenny)
Lineage: Eukaryota; Metazoa; Chordata; Actinopteri; Blenniiformes; Blenniidae
Gene: dph5
Product: diphthamide biosynthesis 5
Exons: 7
Coding region: 103-969 (288 amino acids)
Biological process (GO): protein histidyl modification to diphthamide
Molecular function (GO): diphthine synthase activity
Source: RefSeq, a predicted model, not a curated record